UCUGAGCCCCUCUCCUCCCGGGCCCGGUCGCCGGCCUCGCCGCCCGGCAUGCUCUGCGCCACCAGCGGCCUCCUAGCGGCCUCCGCACUCCCCGCCCAGCCCAGAGGCCGGGGCCCCGCGCCCCGCUGCCGGCGCCGGGAACUACAUUUCCCAGGGCACCCCGAGCUGUCCCUUUGUGACUUCUUGGCGGGGAGGCUCGCAAGACCUAGUGUGCCCGCGGGCCGGAGGGAGGUCCUGAGGAGGGGAAGGAUGCCGCCGGCGGGGGGCGGAGGUCUGGCGGGGUCCGAGCUGCGGCCCCGGAGGGGACGCUGUGGGUCCCAGGCUGGUAGGGCCGUGAGCCCGAACGUGGCCGACGAGGCUGCAGCGCGAAGCCCCAAACGGCCUGCCGGGGGCUCGCGGCGCUUCUGUAUAGUCGGCCGGUGGGUCCCGCUGGCCCUGGUGACGCUGCUGUCCUUCGCCACCCGCUUCCACCGUCUGGACCAGCCACAGCACAUCUGCUGGGAUGAAACUCACUUUGGAAAAAUGGGAAGUUACUAUAUCAACCGCACCUUUUUCUUUGAUGUGCACCCACCUCUGGGAAAGAUGCUCAUAGGCCUUGCCGGUUACCUGAGUGGAUAUGAUGGCACCUUUUUGUUCCAGAAGCCUGGGGACAAAUAUGAACAUCACAGCUACUUGGGAAUGAGAGGAUUUUGUGCGUGUCUUGGUUCCUUGCUGGUGCCCUUUGCCUACCUGACAGUGCUGGAGCUGUCCAGGUCGCUCCCGGCAGCACUGCUGGCGGCUGCCCUCCUCAUCUUUGACACAGGAUGCCUCACUCUGUCCCAGUACAUCCUCCUUGACCCCAUCUUGAUGUUCUUCAUCAUGGCGGCCAUGCUGAGCAUGGUCAAGUACAACUCCUGCGCUGACAGGCCCUUCUCUGCCCCCUGGUGGUUCUGGCUCAGCCUGACUGGCAUUAAUCUGGCUGGUGCUUUAGGGGUCAAGUUUGUUGGCCUCUUUAUCAUCCUGCAAGUGGGUUGGAACACUGUGUCAGACCUUUGGCAGCUGUUCGGAGACCUCAGUCUUUCACUGGUGACCUUGGGGAAGCACCUGACUGCUCGCGUCCUGUGCCUCAUCGUGCUGCCCCUGGCUCUCUACAUGGCCACUUACGCCGUGCACUUCACGGUGCUGAAUAAAAGUGGUCCCGGAGACGGCUUCUUCAGUUCUGCCUUCCAGGCCCGCCUCGCAGGGAACAACCUUCACAACGCUUCCAUCCCCGAACACUUGGCCUACGGCUCUGUGAUCACAGUGAAGAAUCUACGGAUGGCCAUUGGCUAUCUCCACUCCCACGGUCACCUCUACCCGGAGGGCAUCGGUGCCCGCCAGCAGCAGGUCACCACCUAUUUGCACAAGGACGAUAACAACCUGUGGAUUAUCAAGAAACAAAACACAAAUGCAGAUCCCUUAGAUCCUUCAUUUCCAGUGGAGUUUGUAAGACAUGGAGACAUCAUUCGAUUGGAACACAAAGAGACUUCUCGGAACUUGCACAGUCACUAUCACGAGGCCCCACUGACCCGGAAGCACUAUCAGGUCACUGGCUAUGGCAUAAAUGGGACAGGGGACUCAAAUGAUUUCUGGCGGAUUGAGGUUGUAAAUAGAAAAUUUGGAAACCGGAUCAAAGUGCUAAGAAGUCGAAUCCGCCUCAUCCAUCUGGUCACAGGCUGUGUCCUGGGCUCCUCGGGAAAGGUCCUGCCCAAGUGGGGCUGGGAGCAGUUGGAAGUUACUUGCACACCAUACCUGAAGGAAACCCUCAACUCCAUCUGGAAUGUGGAGGAUCAUAUCAACCCCAAAUUGCCAAACAUCAGUCUGGACGUGCUGCAGCCCAGUUUUUCUGAGAUGUUGCUUGAGUCCCACAUGGUGAUGAUUCGGGGAAACAAUGGCCUCAAACCCAAGGACAACGAGUUCACGUCCAAACCCUGGCACUGGCCUAUCAACUAUCAGGGCCUGCGCUUCUCGGGCGUCAAUGAGACGGACUUCCGAGUGUAUCUGCUGGGCAAUCCGGUGGUUUGGUGGCUGAAUCUGUUGAGCAUCGCCCUCUACCUCCUCGCAGGAAGCACCCUCACCAUAGCUGUGCAGAGAGGCGCACAUCUGCCUGCAGAGGUGGAAGGGCUGUCCCAGGUUCUGCUGUGUGGCGGUGGCCAGCUCCUGCUCGGCUGGGUGCUCCAUUACUUCCCGUUCUUCCUGAUGGGCCGGGUCCUCUACUUCCACCACUACUUCCCAGCCAUGCUCUUCUCCAGCAUGUUGACAGGCAUUUUGUGGGACACGCUGCUGAGGCUCUGUGCCUGGAGACUGGCCACACGUUCCUUGGCCAAGGGCAUCCAUGUGCUGGGGAUCCUGAGCCUGCUCCUGGGAGCUGCCUACAGCUUCUACCUCUUCCAGCCUCUGGCUUAUGGGAUGGUUGGUCCUCUUGCCCAGGAUCCCCGAAGUCCCAUGGCAGGACUCAGGUGGCUGGAAUCAUGGGACUUUUGAGGCUACUGCAAGGGCUCCCGCUGAGUCCAGGACACCCCCCUGGACAACCAGCCGUGGAACCAGCCCCCGGCCCUCCCCGCUGUGGAGGAAGCCGCCGAGGGGCAGCAGAACCUGCCCACCAGGAUGGCGCUCUGGGCACAUGCCUAGGACUUAUGCCCACACCAGCGAGCCACGGUUUACCUGCAGGUUCCACCGCCGUGGUGGCUCAGCAGCAGAGGACAUCACUCAGGCUCCUUUCCCCAAGUGCGACCCGAGGAAGAGUGAGUGUGUGAGGGUGGGAGUGCGCGUGCGUGCGUGCAGCUGUGUGCCCUUAUCUCCGGGAAUACAAGCUCACUGUGAACAGCUGAGUGUCAUAAACUCUAAGAACUAGUCCAGGGCUUCCUGGUGUUUUCUGGUAUUUUUCACACUGGAUUUGUCUUGUAAGCAAAAUGUAUCAAAAAUUCUCUUAACUUCCAAGAGGGCUGAGCAACCUGGCCCCACCUUGGGACACCACCAGGGCUGAGCAGAUGGUCACGUCCGGCCUCGCGGCCUUCUUCCUUCAAUAAGCACAGCGGAGCCGCAGAGCCCGAGCCUCCAGUGGCCUCUGCCGCCCUGCUGUGGGGCUGUCUCUGUGCAAGUAGGUGGCUGUGGGCGCGUGCAGGGGGCAGAGAACUCAGCUCUCAGUCGGCUCUCUGCAGGGUCCCUGCCUGCUCUGGGGGCGUCUCCUGCCCUGAGGCUGGUGGGCAGAGCAGCACCUGGCCUGGCCCGGCAGGUCAGAGGCACUUUCCCUUGAACUGUCCUCCCCCUGCAGCCUCUGCGAGAGUGGGACAGUGCCUUCAGGUGUCUGGGAGAGCCUUGGGGUUGGGGGAGCUCUCUCCACAGCCGAGGGAGAUUUGAGGCAGAGCGGGGCUCUGUGUGGGGCUGGGCUGAGGGGUCCAGUGGGGCACAGGGGUGAGGGCUGCUCCAGCCCCGUGGGCUGCUGUUCACGUUACUCGCUGGGCCGUCCCUGCCAACACCCUUCACGUUGUGUCGUUUCCCCUUCUGUAACAUUUUCACCCUCUCCAAAACCCAGAGCAUCUAAAAGUGCAUUCCAGUUUCUCUCUGCAGCUUUGACGCCCAAGAAGCUCAGAGCUGUACCUUCUACUUCCUCCCCAAGUGAAAGGGGUUAGAAAACCUGUGGGUCAGAACCGAGCCCAGCCGAGGCCAGCUCUUCCACUCCCGCCGCCUCCUGCUGCCUGACAGGAUACUUUGUCUCUGGGGACGCUGCUGCUUCCAGGUCUAAUGAUGACUCUGCCGCACUCCGUCUCCCCUCCUCUGUGGUCCCCACCAGCUCAGCCGGGGUCAGAGCUCUUUAGAGCAUCUCUGGGAGACGGUUGCCACGGAGACGGGAAAUUGGUCCCAGGGACACGCUGUGCUACCUUCUGGGCGGUGGGGAGGGAAGCUUCUGGCCACGCUUGGAUGUUCAGACCAGCCAACAUUAAUGUUAAUAGAGGAAAUGCAGCAAUGUCAAGAGCAAGGCAAGUUUGUUAAUCAGAUCUGGGGCCUGAUGACCUCUCUCUCACAGGGCUCUGGCCCCCUUCACUUCCCCUAGCAGGAAGCACUGCCUGUGUGCUGAAUCUGGGCAGCCCGCUUAAUUGCAUUUCUGGAAGGGAAGGAAAGCAAGGGGUGGAGAACCCCCACCUCCCCCUCCCACACACCUCCAGCCCUCUUCCUCCCCCAUUGUCUGUGGGCUGUUUCUGAGCCAGGGGAGGCCUCUCCUGGGGGUAGGGUGCAGAAUCCAUGCUGGGCUCUUAGCAAACAACAGUGGCCCCGAGGCCAGCCAAGACUUAAUUGAUGUUCCCUCACACUUCUUCAUUUCCUACCAGGAGCAGCUUGAAGGAGCAGGAGGACCACUCUAGUAGGCCGAGCAAGGCAGAGCCCCCCGGCUCCCUGCCUUCUCUCUCAGUGCGGCUAUGCUGGUGCCAAGGGCUCCGCACCUCCUCCCCUUGCUUUCCAGGGCCACGAGACGUGUUCUGUGCCCACUCUCUCCUGUCCUCGCCCAGGCAACAGGCAUUUCUCUGGGGACAAGACACCUGGGUUGGUGCAGCUU
Messenger RNA from Condylura cristata (star-nosed mole), 4570 nucleotides. RefSeq names its product protein-O-mannosyltransferase 2 (gene POMT2). NCBI's taxonomy places the organism in Eukaryota, Metazoa, Chordata, Mammalia, Eulipotyphla, Talpidae. Gene Ontology annotation, molecular function: dolichyl-phosphate-mannose-protein mannosyltransferase activity. The coding region runs from base 49 to 2502 and encodes 817 amino acids. The record is from RefSeq and is a predicted model, not a curated record. The transcript is spliced from 21 exons. Gene Ontology annotation, biological process: protein O-linked glycosylation via mannose. Gene Ontology annotation, cellular component: endoplasmic reticulum; membrane.